Brenthis ino (lesser marbled fritillary) is the source of this 2259-nucleotide messenger RNA. Lineage: Eukaryota; Metazoa; Arthropoda; Insecta; Lepidoptera; Nymphalidae. The record is from the annotation of a GenBank genome assembly.
AUGCGGUGUUGUGUUGAAAACUGUACAAAUGAUACUCGUAAAAUUACAAAAAGUCAUGGAAUCACCUUUCAUAUGUUUCCUAAGGAGUUAAAUAUCAGAAACUCAUGGUUAAAAGCCCUUGGCAUGUCAGAGUGGGAACCAAAAGAGCGCAGUGCAGUAUGCUCAGAACAUUUUCAACAGGAUGCAUUCUAUGAGACCAAAUGUGGUUUGCGGAGGAUUAAAAGUGGGGCUGUGCCUUUUGAUAAUUCAUCUGAAGAUAUGGAUACACCAGCCACAUUGAGGGUGUGCAGAAUUUGUUUGGUAAUGGAUGUCAAAAUGUACCACAUGUCCGAACAUAAAUUGAUUAUUAUGUAUGAGCAAGUUACUGGUGUUCCGAUAAAUGUAGAGGAUAGGUUACCCCAAAUGCUGUGUUGGGAGUGUGUUGCCAGAUUGUCAUCGGCAAACCGUUUUAGGGAGACAGCGUUAAAGACUCAAGGAUUGCUUUUAAAUAAACUGGACAUGGAUAGAUAUGUAACAUUAAGAGAUGUAAAAUCAAUAAGCAGAGCUCACAAUCAAUUAAAAUCAACACUUGGUUUAAAAGUUUAUGAAGUUAAUGAUAAUGAUUUACAUAUUAAUGAAAAUGAAAUAAUUAAAACAGAAAGAAUAACCGAGUUCAACGAUGGCGAUGAUAUAGCGUAUUGCGAUAUUAAUGAUACUGUGCCAGAAAUUAAUGAUGAAUCAGAAAUUAAUGAUUACAAACAUAUUGACGUGGAAAUUAAACAUGAAGUCAAUAAUGAGAUAUUCUUUGAAGAAUAUCCGGCGAUAUUCGAUAGUGAUGAUGAUAGAGCAUUAAGUGAAGUUUGCAAGAAAAAGCCUAAAGUAAAAAAGAAAAAGUUGAAAAUAGAAAAGAAGGUGAAAGAAGUGAAGGUUAAGCAGAAGACAGAAGAUGAUGACAAUCCUACAACGACUAUGGAUAAGUACAAAAGAUCCGACGUAAAAAGACGAAAAUUAACAGACGGCUUAGACGAAUCUCUCUUCACGAUAACCACAUUGACGUAUGAAGAGCAGAUAGCAGAAGUGGAGAGAAGGCAGGACACUUCGUCGUACAAAAACGCACCAUACAAGUGUACAUUAUGCUAUAGAGGGUUUCUUAUACGAGACAGAUAUGAUGCUCAUGUCGUGAGGCAUAGCGAGCAAAGCGGUGCUUAUGAAUGCUUUAUAUGCAAGACUCGAUUGAAAACGGCUCGCGCUUUACGAAAACAUCUCACAGCACAACACACGGAGAAGUUCAGUUGUAAAGGCUGUCCGUUUGUCACUAGAAAUAGAGGUGUCGCGCGAGAACAUGAGAAAUGGCACGCAGGAACUAAAUACCAAUGUCCGCACUGUCCCAGUGAGUUUGACAAAUUAACUACAUAUAUGGGUCAUAUAAGGAUAAAGCACGUGUCAGAUUUUGUGUGCGAGCUUUGUGGUUACACGUUUGUGAGUAAAAAGGGGAUUGAUGUGCAUAAGAAGAAAAAACAUAGAUUGGCGGAUAAGAGUGUGACUUUAGAAGGACCAUAUUGUGAAGUUUGCGAAGUUAAGUUUAUAUCAGAAGAAGCCCAUUCCAGACAUUUGAAGCUAUCUUCAAGGCAUAGCAGUGACAAUGAUCCGAACCGCAUAAGGAACGACUCGCAGAGUAUGAACACGGAACGGAACGGGCGUAUAAUGAGGAAGAUCGAGCGCCGGCCCGUCGUGCACGCGCGCGCGCCCGCCGCCGGCGACGCGCCCGGCGCCGUCUCCUGCGAGCAGUGUGGCAUCCAACUGCGAGACCUCCGUCUGUACGCGCAGCACUUCCGCCGCGCUCACCCCGACAAGAACCGAACCAAGUACCCCGCCAUGAAGACGCCCUGUAUGUGCGAGCAGUGCGGGCGGAUCUUUCAGAGCAUGGCCCUACUGAAGGACCAUAUGUGGGUCCACACUGGAGAGAAGCGGUUCAAAUGCGACCGUUGUGAGAAGAGCUUCACCCAGAAAACAAACCUGGUAUUCCACAUGAGGGUCCACAGCGCGUCGCGGCCGACGUACGAGUGUCCGAUAUGUGGAAAGCAUUUUGCUUUCUUCAAUAACCGAAGAAGGCAUAUGUUUAUCCACACCGGUCUGAAGCCGUACAAGUGCGACACUUGCGGCAAGAGCUUCACGACGUCGGGCGAGCAGCGCGCGCACGUCGAGCACGUGCACCUCAAGAAGCCCUGGCCCAAGCGUGCGCGCGCGCGCCACGACGCCUGGCCGCACGGCCUCGAGGAC